Syngnathus typhle (broad-nosed pipefish) is the source of this 2520-nucleotide messenger RNA. Its product is annotated as TLC domain-containing protein 4-B-like. Bases 247 to 1038 code for a protein of 263 amino acids. The transcript is spliced from 7 exons. Gene Ontology annotation, biological process: lipid homeostasis. Lineage: Eukaryota; Metazoa; Chordata; Actinopteri; Syngnathiformes; Syngnathidae. Gene Ontology annotation, cellular component: endoplasmic reticulum; membrane. The record is from RefSeq and is a predicted model, not a curated record.
UGCACGUUAGCCAUCAACACCAUUUGUGGAUAAACACACUGACGAGGAGCUUCCCCAGGCCGUUGCGCCAAGCUUCUCUUUAGCUCGUUUGUGCGUGUGCGUUGUUUAUCCAGCAUCGGGCAAAUAUGAUGGCCGGAGCUAUUACGCAACGCGUGCACCUUCGCUUCCAGCCGUGGGAACCUUUAGCAGCUGCAGGAGAGCCAAGCAGGGUGUCUUCAUGAAAGUCGGAAGUGGAGCCGGGUGGCCAUGGACCCAUUCAGCCAGCUUAUCUUCACCAUCUCGGUGAGCAGCUUCUUCACCUUCCAGUGGCUCUUCCACAAAGCCAGCCCCUGGGUGUCCGCACGCGUCACCUCGGGCUUCCUCCGUCUCAGCGAUAAGCAGAAGGUGGAAUGGAACUCCAGGACAGUAUCGACUCUUCACGCACUGUUAGUAGGAAUCUUCUGUCUUUACAUUUUGUUCUUUGAUGAUGCCGUCAAUGAAGACCCAGUCUGGGGAGAUCCUACUCUAGUGAAGACGAAUGUUGCUAUCACAACAGGCUACCUCAUAUCUGAUCUGUUGCUAAUAUUUUACUAUUGGAAGGCCAUAGGAGACAAGUUUUUUGUAGUGCACCAUCUGGCAGCGUUGUAUGCUUACUACUAUGUACUGGGCCAUGGCAUGUUGCCUUAUUUUGCUAACUUCCGUCUGCUCGCCGAGUUUUCUACUCCAUGUGUGAACCAGCGCUGGUUCUUUGAGGUUCUAGGUUACCCGAGGACCUCCCGACCCAACAUGGCAAACGGCGUGGCCAUGGCCCUCGUGUUCUUCAUGGUGCGCGUGGCCGUCAUGCCGGUCUACUACAGCCGCAUGUACGCCGUCUACGGCACGGAGGCCUUUUACUUGGUGCCCUACGGCGGGCGCCUGGCAUGGAUCUGCUCCAGCAUCUGCUUGGACAUCAUGAACAUCAUGUGGAUGCACAAGAUCGCCCGGGGCUGCUACAAAGUGCUCCAGUCGGCACGCCAGACCAAAUCCGGCGUGGCUCACGUAAACGGAAAGGUCGACUAGUGUCCGGGAAGCGGAUGCCACGUGUUGGGAUGUUAAAGGGAAACGAGGAGGAACUAUUUGAACGUUAUGACGGGCCACCUUCAAGCUCUGAAGCAAUACUCCUGUAUUUUUUUUUAAAGGAACAUUUUAGCCCAAACUGAAAUUGUUUACUUACUUACACUGGUUAAGACGCUUACACUGGUUAAGACUAUUACUGCCAGAGAUCGUCAAUCCCAACAAAUCCUUGAAGAACCAUCUUUUUUUUUGUCCACACCUCAAUGUCUAUUUGUCGUCACAUCAUUUUUCAGGGACACCACGACAAAGGGUAAAGUUUGACUAAACUCGUGAUGCUAUUAUUUAAGAGACUUGUUGGCAAAGUAGCCUUUUUAUAGCAUGAGAUUUCAAACAUAACGAAACAUUAUGUUGCUGUCUUUUUUUUUUUCUUUUUUUUUACAUGUAGUACGUAUAUACAGCCUGGAGUUUUAUAAUGAACAAAACGUACCUUUGGAAAUCCCGAAAGGGAAACCGAAUGUCAAUACAGUUUUGAUGCUAACCAAGGCGAUGAGGAAUCAGAAAGAAGAGCCGCAAAAGAAAUGUUAAUGAGAACACUGACAUUGAUUUAAUUGACGUGUACAGGAGGUGAAACAAAUGUUAUUUAUAACAAGCAGGGUUGUUUUUUUUUGAUCAACAUUUUAUUUUUAUUUGCUUCAAUCGAUAUUGCAAUCGAGAGAAUCAAAAGCAUGUAUCGUCUAUGUUUUAACAAAAAAGAUGCCUCAUUACAUCCAUCUUUUGUUGCCUUGUUUAACCAAAAUGUAAUCGCACAUUUUUCUUGUUAUGAUGCCUUUCCCCCCCCCCCCCCCCCCAGUUCAAUUGCCUUGUCUGUCGGAAUGUGAUAACAGGCUUGUGGUUUUUAUCCAUUUGGCGUUUUAACGGUUUACCAAGCCAUCGAGUUAAUGCUUUUCAUUGCGUUCACAGCUGUGCCAAGUUGCAGCGAUGCUCACAAGGUGUUGCCGUUGCAGCUCUUCAUAUAUUAUAGUCACUUAUCAUUUGAUAUAUGAUAGUGGUCAGGAUUCGAUUGGAACUAAACGGACUAUAAGGAAAUGCACGAUCAAGGUCAUUUUGGUGCACCAGCUCUAACUGCACGUCAUAUCGCAUGGGGAUUGCACUCUUAGCAGAUGUCAUUAUGUUAUCAUGAGCAUAGACACAUGUACACAAUGUUUACUUACUUAGACAGAACAUGACAAAACAGAUGUCUAUAGUGAUUUUCAUAUCCAGCUGAGAAAUAUUGAGCAAGGGAAUACUUGAAGAAUCUGGGCAGUGCAAAUAUCAAUCAACCAUGAUGUGGUGUUUCAGAUAUCAGUGAGUCAGUCCAAAGGCCUCCGUUUAAUAGAUAGAGGAUUGGCUGUAGGCAAGAGGAGGCUAAAGUGACAUUCUGUGAAUGUAUUAUUGGGAAAUAAUGAGCAUUACAUUCUAAUGUGUUCCUUAUAAAAAAUGGCAAAUGGA